Scaptodrosophila lebanonensis is the source of this 1666-nucleotide messenger RNA. Its product is annotated as prolyl 4-hydroxylase subunit alpha-2-like. The record is from RefSeq and is a predicted model, not a curated record. Gene Ontology annotation, molecular function: L-ascorbic acid binding; procollagen-proline 4-dioxygenase activity; iron ion binding. NCBI's taxonomy places the organism in Eukaryota, Metazoa, Arthropoda, Insecta, Diptera, Drosophilidae. Gene Ontology annotation, cellular component: endoplasmic reticulum. The transcript is spliced from 7 exons. Bases 139 to 1560 code for a protein of 473 amino acids. Gene Ontology annotation, biological process: peptidyl-proline hydroxylation to 4-hydroxy-L-proline.
CAUAUACUUAUCUUAGUAUUUGGAACCAUCGCUGAAGAUCUCCCAGCGGAAGAGCCACUUUAUUUGGAAAGUGAAGAUGAACUUUACAGCGCAUCCGUUGUAGGACUAUUAAAGCUUUUGGAAAUUGAAAGAACGUAUAUGCAGGCUGUUAAUAAGUAUGCCUCGGCAUUACAGCACAAAAUAGAUGAAAUACAAAUUUACAUACAGUCACUAAAGAGAGGAAGGCAUGACAACUUUCAAGAAGGCGUGCGAUUUGUGUCCAAUUCUCUAAACGCCUUUGCACUCAUCAGACGUCUACACCAAGAUUGGCCCGCAUGGCACACCUACAUGAAAAGAUCAGUUGAAAAAGAUGAAGUGCAGGUCAUAGAGGAUCUUCUGAAAAAAGCCCCCACUGUGGCUGAUAUGAACGAAGCGUUGCUGGGCAUGCAUCGCAUAGAGAAGACGUACGGCCUAGAACCCAAAGAUAUUGCCAACGGCCGACUACAGGGGAAGCAGUAUGACAUUCAGCUUUUCACACGCGAUUGCUUAACCUUGGUUAAGCACAAAAUAAAGAAAGAAGACUACGGCAGUGCAAUACAGUGGUUUCGUAUUGCCCUACAAAAAAAGCACAACCCGCAUGAAAAUAUAUAUAAUGAAAUACUAGGCGCACCGUUCAACGACUCUAUCGUUUCCACCUUAGAACCUAUGAGCUCAUUUAUUGUUAAUAAAGGGAACAAGACUAUUAAUGCGAGUCAACUAGAGCAAAUAUUAAAGUCAAAUAACAACACCUGUACCGCUGAUUUGCAGCGCCUCUUACAAAAGCUAAUGAUCUCCAACAACACUCAAGAUCUCGACGAAACAGCACCCACACCCUACGAUAGAGGUUGUCGUGGACUUUUUCCUCCGCGCACCAAACUAAGUUGUCGUUACAACUACACUACGACGCCGUUUCUUAGAAUAGCGCCACUUAAAAUGGAAGAAAUCAGCGUAGAUCCCUACAUUGUCAUAUAUCAUAAUAUUGUCAGCGAUAAGGAUAUAGACGAUAUGCAUAAGGCUGCGGUACCAAAGUUCUUCAAUGGGCUGGCAGGCAUUCCUAAGAAAAAUCAAACGGAGCCUAGAGAAAUCGUUUCACGCUGUUCCUGGGUAACUAACCCAUUGCCAUCUCGAGAACGUGUAAAUCGGCGCUUUAUAGACAUGACCGGCCUUGAUAUUAAAGGUAAUGCAGAGAUACAAGUGUCUAACUAUGGCUUAGGCGGGCACUUUAAGCCACACUUCGACUAUAUAUCGGAUGAUCAAAAAGAGCAGCCGGACAUAAUCGAAUUGGGAGAUCGUGUAGCUACCAUUAAUGUUUAUACUAGCGAUGUAGAACAAGGAGGAGCAACGGUAUUCCCAAACGCUGAAGUCACCAUCUUACCUCAAAAGGGUAAUGCCUUGUUCUGGUUUAAUUUGGAAAGUGAUGGCACUCCGGACCCGCGAUCAUUACACUCUGUUUGCCCAGUUAUAGUGGGCUCUAGAUGGACAUUCACCAAAUGGUUACGAGAAAAGGCUCAAGUCUUUACCCGGCCCUGCGUAAGACGCUAAAUAAUAAAAAAGUAACCCAAUAGGACAAGCUGGUAAUUCUCUCGAAAUAUAUUUAAUUUGUCCCCAUAAAGCACACACAUCACAUUUUAUUUAUCUGUUGGAAUUU